CCUUCCUGUAGCCCGGUUGAGGAAGUGAAUUUCGCUGACAGGGCUGGGUGCAGUGAGGGAGAGGCGAACAAAACAUCUUAACUAAAAAGAACAACAAGAGGCGAGAGAAGCGACUCGAUAAACCACAGUAAAGCUAAGGUGUACAGCCAUCCGUGAAAUCGUCCUCCCUUGCCCCGCUGAGACCGCCACAGACCGCCGCAGACAUGAGUGACCAGCAGCUGGACUGUGCCCUGGACCUGAUGAGGCGUCUGCCUCCUCAGCAGAUCGAGAAGAACCUCAGUGACCUCAUUGACCUGGUACCUGGUCUGUGUGAGGACCUCCUCUCUUCUGUGGACCAGCCCCUGAAGAUUACUCGGGACAAGGCGGUGGGGAAAGACUACCUGCUCUGUGAUUACAACCGAGACGGCGACUCCUACAGAUCCCCGUGGAGUAAUAAGUAUGACCCUCCCAUUGAAGACGGUGCGAUGCCUUCAGCUCGCCUGAGGAAACUCGAGGUCGAAGCCAAUAACGCCUUCGACCAGUACAGAGACCUGUACUUUGAGGGUGGUGUGUCCUCUGUGUACCUCUGGGACCUGGAUCAUGGCUUCGCUGGAGUUAUUCUCAUCAAGAAGGCCGGGGAUGGAUCCAAGAAGAUCAAAGGGUGCUGGGACUCCAUCCACGUGGUGGAGGUGCAGGAGAAGUCCAGUGGUCGCACUGCUCACUAUAAACUCACCUCCACCGUCAUGCUGUGGCUCCAGACAACCAAGAGCGGCUCCGGUACCAUGAACCUGGGCGGCAGCCUUACAAGACAGAUGGAAAAAGAUGAGACGGUUGGAGAGUCCUCACCCCACAUCGCCAACAUUGGCCGCCUUGUUGAAGACAUGGAGAACAAGAUUCGCUCCACACUGAAUGAAAUCUACUUUGGCAAGACCAAAGACAUUGUCAACGGCCUAAGGAGUGGUCAGAAUCUGGCUGACAAGUCAAAGCAGGAGGCUCUGAGGGUCGACCUGAUGGAUGCACUCAAACGCAAACAUAACGGCUAGAGAUGCUACUGUUGUUUUUUUUUCUGUCUCUCUCACUCUCUCUCGCCUCACCUCUGCCAUCUUUUCUCUGUUUCUUUAUGUCUCUCCCUCCAUGCCUGUUUCAGUGCUGCACUCUUGUUUAUUUGUGGAAAAACAAAAAAGGAGAAAAUGCUUAGCUUUUUAUUUGUUUUUUUUUCUGUCAGGUUUUCGUUUAUCAUGCAUCUCAUCUGCCAUGAAGCCAUUCACUCACGCUCCCUCUGUCUCUCUUCACCUCCCUCUACUCUCUCUCCUCUCUCCCACAUUCUGAAUAUAAUGAUAGUAUUACCACGGUUAAUGAUAAUCUUACAGUGUGAGGGUCAUUGUAGUAAUAAUCCCUGAUGUUCUCACAGCCGACGUGUCCUCGGCCAGUUUGAAAUGACCGAUCUUGGCCCUGCCCUUUCUCCGUGAUGAGGAAACAGACACAGACUGUGCUUUAGGUGGUGUAGGCUCAGCGGGGCUGUCAUUAUUAUGGACAUCAGAUUUAUUUCUAGCACCUAUUUUUGUCCACGACACCCCCCGAUAUAUUUGUAUAAAAUUAUUACUGUCCGUGUAUAUCAUUAUUCUGGGCGAUGUAAACGUGGGAACACGAGGGCGGCCUUUGGUUUGUGUUAGAAGGUUUUUACUCUUUACUCCACUCUGUCCACAUGCAUGUGAGCCUGUGUGGGAGCGUGGAGCUGCAGUGAGUGGAAAUGUAGACUUAUCAAACAUGGGGAUGGACUGUAAUAAUCACUGGGUGAUUACACCCAUGUUGUCAACCCCAACCCCCUACACUGUGUAUAACAUGACAGUUUGCUUCCCCCUCUGUUCUGCUUCCUCGACUUUUCUCUCUCCUCACCUACUAUGUCUUUGUUGGGGGUCACAGUUUGUCUUUGUGUCUCAGUGGAAACCUUUGACUGUUUCCAUUUUGGAGGGGAAUCUUUUGUUGUAUUUUUGUUUUGUUUUUAUUUUGUAAAGCUUAUGAUUCAUAUUGUAUUAGAGCCUCCAGCAACAAUAAAAACAGUAAAAAGCUA
Chelmon rostratus (copperband butterflyfish) is the source of this 2050-nucleotide messenger RNA. It is a transcript of the gene capzb, whose product is annotated as capping actin protein of muscle Z-line subunit beta. The record is from RefSeq and is a predicted model, not a curated record. NCBI's taxonomy places the organism in Eukaryota, Metazoa, Chordata, Actinopteri, Chaetodontiformes, Chaetodontidae. Gene Ontology annotation, cellular component: F-actin capping protein complex; cytoplasm. The transcript has 9 exons. Bases 204 to 1022 code for a protein of 272 amino acids. Gene Ontology annotation, biological process: barbed-end actin filament capping; cell morphogenesis; actin cytoskeleton organization. Gene Ontology annotation, molecular function: actin filament binding.